UACCACGCAGUAUACACACAGUGAAGGUGUGAGAAAUAGUGAUGAGAGAGAGAGUGAGAGAAUAAAAUAUCAUAUGUGAAGCCACAAAAAUCUCUAUGCUUUCUGACACAAAAUCGCACACAGUGGCAUGACAAUGGCGACGCUGGCGAAAAUUCCGUUGACUUUUCUGUGUGCCGCCGACAGCUCGGAGCUCUGCUCGCCUAAAUUCUCCACUGCUAGGCGAUCUCUCGGAGCUAGAACGCUAGCCUAUGAGAAUGCCGAUAGAAUGAGAAUCGGCUGCGGUAGUAGGUGCGGAAUUGUGUGUAAAGCGGUAUCGGUCGAGCCGCAGGCGGCGAUUGAAGGUCUCAACAUUGCUGAAGAUGUUAGCCAGCUUAUUGGGAAGACGCCAAUGGUUUACUUAAACAACAUAGUAAAAGGUUGCGUUGCGAAUGUAUCUGCCAAGCUUGAGAUCAUGGAGCCAUGUUGCAGUGUCAAGGAUAGGAUAGGAUACAGUAUGAUAGCUGAUGCUGAGAAAAGAGGCCUUAUAACUCCGGGAAAGAGUGUUUUGGUCGAAGCUACGAGUGGAAAUACUGGAAUUGGCCUUGCUUUUAUAGCUGCCUCUAAAGGAUACAAGCUCAUCUUGACAAUGCCAACGUCCAUGAGUCUUGAGAGGAAGGUCCUCUUGAAAGCUUUCGGAGCUAAGCUCGUGUUGACGGAUGCAGCCAAAGGCGUGAACGGAGCUCUUCAGAAAGCUGAAGAAAUAUUGAAUAGCACUCCGAAUGCCUAUAUGCUAGGACAGUUUGAUAACCCAGCAAACCCCCAGAUUCACUAUGAAACCACUGGCCCAGAGAUAUGGGAAGAUACAAAAGGCAAGGUGGACAUACUUGUUGCAGGGAUCGGCACCGGUGGAACUAUUUCAGGCACUGGUCGUUACCUCAAAAAACUCAAUCCUAAUGUCAAGGUUAUUGGCGUGGAACCAACGGAAAGUAAUAUAUUAACUGGUGGCGAGCCCGGUCCUCACAAAAUUCAAGGGAUUGGAGCUGGUUUUAUUCCAAAGAAUUUAGAUCUAGAAGUCGUGGAUGAAGUUAUAGCGAUAUCGAGCGAUGAAGCAGUAGAAACUGCAAAGCAAUUGGCUCUCCAAGAAGGCCUACUGGUGGGUAUUUCUUCCGGAGCAGCAGCUGCUGCUGCUUUAAGGGUUGCAACGAGACCUGAAAAUGCCGGCAAACUUAUCACUGUUGUGUUUCCCAGCUUUGGCGAAAGGUACUUGUCCACAGUUCUUUUCGAGUCCAUACGGGAAGAGUGCUUGACGAUGCAACCCGAAGAAUGAAUCUCAUCGUUCCACGGAGUCUAGGUGCCGUAGACAACGUCGUCCUCAGCUCAUCCUCUUCACUUGCAACAAUGAGCAGGUCAAGUUUUUAUUGAGCUCUGUAUGUAUUCAAGAAUCUAUAGUUGAAUGCAGUGAAUUUGUGUUUAAGAUUUGAUGAUUUUUUAAACUUCUUGAUUGAUGGUUGUAAUUUAAACAAAUGGGAUGUUGUACAUGUUUUCCACUUGUGUAAUAACAAGGAGAAAUAAAAUGGAGAUUUGUCCAAA
Messenger RNA from Salvia miltiorrhiza (redroot sage), 1569 nucleotides. Its product is annotated as cysteine synthase, chloroplastic/chromoplastic-like. The record is from RefSeq and is a predicted model, not a curated record. Gene Ontology annotation, molecular function: cysteine synthase activity. Lineage: Eukaryota; Viridiplantae; Streptophyta; Magnoliopsida; Lamiales; Lamiaceae. Gene Ontology annotation, cellular component: cytoplasm. Bases 128 to 1306 code for a protein of 392 amino acids. Gene Ontology annotation, biological process: double fertilization forming a zygote and endosperm; pollen tube growth. The transcript has 10 exons.